Molecule: messenger RNA, 2175 nt
Organism: Cololabis saira (Pacific saury)
Lineage: Eukaryota; Metazoa; Chordata; Actinopteri; Beloniformes; Belonidae
Product: retinoic acid-induced protein 3
Exons: 4
Coding region: 303-1568 (421 amino acids)
Biological process (GO): visual perception; G protein-coupled receptor signaling pathway
Cellular component (GO): signaling receptor complex; plasma membrane; intracellular membrane-bounded organelle
Molecular function (GO): sevenless binding; G protein-coupled receptor activity; protein kinase activator activity
Source: RefSeq, a predicted model, not a curated record
UUUCCAGGGAGGGACCGGGGCAGGGAAAGAGUUGAGGAGGAGAAGAAGAAGGAAGGAGUUGGGGUGCAGGUUUCUGUGGAUGUGAAGCUGAAAACUUUGAUUCUAGCUCAGCUUUUCUUUGACUCUUUGACUCUGCGCGUGUACGAGGACGUCACCAUGACAGGAGCACCGUGGCUGCACGCUCACAACUUUUAACAAACAGUUUUGGGAUCAAGAGCUUCAAUUCACUCCUGAAAGCAAAGAAAAAAAGGGAAUAACCACCUCACCACCACGGCGGAGAGUUCAAGGGAAAGGCUGUGACUAUGGCCGUUUCCCCCGUGAAGCACGGCUCCCUCGUCCCCGUCCUCUUCCUCGUGUUGGUCCCCCUCACCUGCGUCUGCUCGUCCUCCAACAGCAGCUCCGUCAGUCCCGCGGCCAACGCCACGGCCGCUCCCUCCAACACCACCACCCAGAAGGGGCAGCGAGGCUGCGGAGCGGGACUCCCUCCCAUCUACCGGUACCUGUGUGACCGGCGGGCGGCGUGGGGGAUCGUGCUGGAGACGCUGGCCUCUGCAGGAUUCCUGCUGAGCUCGGGCCUGCUGCUGGGCCUGCUGCUCUGGUCCCUGUGCAACUGCUUGACGUCCCGCCACCGGCCCCGGGGCGCUGGCAGCUUGGUGCUGCGCAUGUCGCUCUUCCUGCUGGCCACGGCCGGCAUCUUCGCCAUCACCUUCUCCUUCAUCGUGCGCCUGACCCCCCAGACCUGCCCCACCCGGGUGUUCCUGUUCAACGUGCUCUUCUCGCUGGCCUUCUCCUGCCUGCUGGCCCGCUGCCUCGCCCUGCUGGGCUUCGCCGCCGCCCGCGGCUGGGGCGAGCCGGCCGUGGCUCUGGGACUGUUCGCCGUGCAGGUCAUCAUCUCCACCGAGUGGCUGCUGGUGGUGCUGGUGCGGGACGGGAAGCCCUGCGCGUACAGCCAGGGGGAGUUCGCCAUGCUGCAGAUCUACGUGCUGUGCCUGCUCGCCAUCAGCCUGAUCCUGUCGCUGCAGGUGCUGUGGCGCUCCUGCUCCACGUACAGCUACAGCUACACGGGCCCCAGCAACCAGCAGUGGAGGAUACAGGCCAUCCUGAUCUGCCUGACGCUGCUGCUCUCCGCCUCCAUCUGGCUGGUGUGGAUCGCCAUGCUGACCAGAGGGAACCCGGACCUGGGCCGGCGAGCGGCCUGGGACGACCCGGUGCUGAGCAUCGCGCUGGUGGCCAACGGCUGGGUGCUGCUCAUGGGCCACGGGCUGUCCCAGAUGGCCUUCUUCUGCAGAGGGGAGUGCACGUCCAAGGACGUCCCGCUCAGCUUCGCCGGGUGGACCAGCCCCAACGCAGAAAUCCCCGGGUUCGGGAGCCAGAAGGAAGGAAAGGAAAACGGAAGCUUUGAGAAUGAAGGGGAGAACCGGAGAGGCAGAGGGGACCCAAAGCUGCGAUCACCCUACGAAUCUGGAUUCUCCAUGACGGAGAUUGACCCUGACAAGGAUUACAGCAUUCCUCGACCUCAAACCACCAACUACAACGAGCCGUAUGAUGAAUAUUACGGACAGGAUUGAAAUCAAACCGGCUGAAGUCUUUUUCUCACACACUCACACACACAAACACACAGAUAAAUCCACAUCAAAGCCUAUAGAUAUAGGUGACCACGUCCUGCUCCUUAUACAAAUGUAAAUAUCUUUUUUUUUUGUUGUUGUUACAUUAAAUAAUGAUGUAAAAUUCUUGUUUCAAACACUAGAAAAACAGACUGCAGCCUCACUGUGCUGGGGUGUCAAUGUGGGCCGUAUAAUGGUUUCCCUCUGAUGGGGAAUCCACCACGUGACAAACACUGCGUGGACGUGAGCCUCUGUCGCAGGUUGCACAUGCACGUUCUGCGCUGCUCAGAGAUGGUAUAUAAUAGCCCUGAGGUGAUGAAGGAGGUGUGAAACUGUCCACUAGAGAUGCCAAACUGCUGAGCAGAGCAGAGGCGUCCCAGCAGGGUGGAGGGGGAAGGAGAAAAGGAUGAGGAAGAGGAGAGAGAGACUGGAUGAGACGAGACAGGAGGGGGGGCAGAGCUGUAGAGCUGUCAGCACCGGGGGACGUCUCGUACCAUCACUGCCCAACAUCCUCACUGUCACAGCUACUUUACAGCAUUUGAGUCUUAAUUAAGAGCUAAUGGCAUGCGAG